Messenger RNA from Guyanagaster necrorhizus, 1611 nucleotides. RefSeq names its product carboxyl transferase. Gene Ontology annotation, molecular function: methylcrotonoyl-CoA carboxylase activity. The record is from RefSeq and is a predicted model, not a curated record. The transcript has 11 exons. Gene Ontology annotation, biological process: L-leucine catabolic process. The coding region runs from base 1 to 1611 and encodes 536 amino acids. Gene Ontology annotation, cellular component: mitochondrion; methylcrotonoyl-CoA carboxylase complex. NCBI's taxonomy places the organism in Eukaryota, Fungi, Basidiomycota, Agaricomycetes, Agaricales, Physalacriaceae.
AUGAAUCGUAUUAUCCGACUCGCACGACGAAGUUACCAUGCCUCCGUUCUGCCCUCCCGUAUAUCACCUGCAUCUCCCGAGUUUCUCGCCAAAGCACAGGCAAUGGACGACCUCGUCGCCGAUCUCGACGCCAAGCUCGCAAGUGCCCGGCUCGGAGGAGGCGACAAGGCUGCACAGCGGAUGACGAGCAAAGGAAAGCGCGUUCCCAGGGACAGGCUGAACUUCCUCCUCGACCCACACACGCCCUUUCUCGAGCUCUCGCCACUCGCUGCACACGACGUCUACCCAGGCGAUUACGUCCCGGGAGCAGGCAUUAUCACUGGUAUAGGCAGAAUAAAGGGAAGAGAAUGCAUGGUCGUCAUCAACGAUCCGACCGUCAAAGGCGGCGCGUACUACCCGCUUACCGUAAAGAAGCAUCUCCGUGCCCAAGAGAUCGCCAGGGAGAACGGCCUGCCGUGUAUUUACCUCGUCCCAGUCGAGUCGGGCGGCGCAGCACUCCCACACCAAGCCAAUGUCUUUCCGGAUAAAGACCAUUUCGGGAGGAUCUUCUACAACAUGGCCCAAAUGUCCGCCCUCGGUAUCCCCCAAAUCGCCUCUGUUCACGGUAUAAGCGUCGCGGGGGGCGCCUACGUCCCAGCAAUGGCCGACGAGAACGUCAUCGUCCAGAACCAAGGGCGCAUCUUCCUCGCUGGUCCCCCGCUCGUGAGGGCUGCGACCGGCGAACAAGUCGGCGAGGAGGACUUGGGCGGCGGCCGCAUGCAUUCUACAGAGAGCGGCGUGACGGAUCAUUUGGCGAGGGAUGACGAGCAUGCAAUCGACAUUGUUCGUGGUGUCGUUGGGGAUCUGGGCCAAGGCAACGAGAGGAUCCCGGAUGCCGUCCCGGAGGAUCCGCUGUAUCCCACCACCGAGCUUCAUGGUAUCGUGGGUAGCGACAUCCGCCAGGCUUUUGAUAUGCGCGAUGUCAUUGCACGCUUGGUUGAUGGCAGUCGCUUGAGGGAGUUUAAGAAAGAGUAUGGGCCGACUAUCAUUACUGGUUUUGCGCAUAUACACGGCUACCAAGUAGGCAUCAUCGCCAACAACGGCAUCCUCUUCUCCCCCUCUGCGUUGAAAGCAACACAUUUCAUACAGAUCUGCGAACAGAGAGGGGUGCCGUUGGUGUUUUUGGUCAAUGUCACAGGUUACAUGGUAGGUUCCAAAGCGGAGCGAGGGGGGAUAGCCAAAGAUGGUGCAAAGAUGGUCAGAGCCGUUGCCUGUGCUACUGUCCCCAAGUUUACUGUCAUCGUCGGCGGGAGCUUUGGAGCGGGCAAUUACGGCAUGGCCGGUCGAGCGUACUCCCCGAGGUUCCUGUGGAUGUGGCCUAACGCCAAAGUAUCCGUGAUGGGCUCCGCGCAGCUAUCACAGGUCAUGACAUCCGUGUCCAAGGACCCGACACAGCACGCAACACUCAAGACUGAGAUCGAGGAGCAGAGCACGGCGUUGUAUUCGACGGCGAGGCUGUGGGACGAUGGGAUUGUGGCUCCUAGGGAUACGAGAGACGUUUUAGGCUUGGCGUUGGGUGUUGCGGGUGGGAGGUGCAGGGAUUUGGGUGGGUUUGGAGUGUUCAGGAUGUAG